Hydractinia symbiolongicarpus is the source of this 486-nucleotide messenger RNA. RefSeq lists its product as uncharacterized. NCBI's taxonomy places the organism in Eukaryota, Metazoa, Cnidaria, Hydrozoa, Anthoathecata, Hydractiniidae. Bases 1 to 486 code for a protein of 161 amino acids. The transcript has a single exon. The record is from RefSeq and is a predicted model, not a curated record.
AUGAACUUCGACGUGAUCACGGACCACAAACCCGUGGUCACAUUGUACAACAACCCGAAGCGACAAGGUCCAGCACGAGUAGAGCGCCACCGGCUGAAACUUCAGGCGUACCGUUUUACAGUAAAGUACGAGAAAGGCACAUCCAACCCCGCGGACUUCAACAGUCGACACCCCCUGCAGAUGACGCACGCAGACGAAGAAGAAGGAAUCGAGGAGACACAGUUCGUGAACGCAAUCGUCAGCAACAAUGUUCCGGAUGCGCUGACGGAACACAUUAUACAGAAAGCCACUAAUGAAGACACAACGCUCUCGAGACUCAAGUAUUGCAUCCUGAAGACCGGAUACAUCCCAGAGACUGCCAAGGACCUAGCGGCUUAUCGAGCUGUCUUUGGAGAAUUGAGUGUAGCAAAUCAAGUCGUCCUACGUGGAACUAGGAUAGUGCUGCCACAAAGCCUUCAACCAACAGUGAUCGAACUAGCCCACUAA